AUGCCAUUUGAUAUUAGUAAACUUGCAAGAGCACAAUUGCUUACUUUAGAACCGUACAGAUGUGCACGUGAUGAUUUUAAAGAAGGUAUUUUGUUGGAUGCUAACGAAAAUACUCAUGGUCCAUCAUUCCAGGGAAUGACACAACAGGAGAAGGAGUUAUCAUUGAACAGAUAUCCGGAUCCACACCAGCAUGAAUUGAAGAAACAAAUUGUUGAGUUUAGAAAUGCAGAAAGAGAGGGCGGCGACUUAGGCAUCGAAAAUCUCUGUCUCGGUGUUGGUAGUGAUGAAAGUAUUGAUGCGUUAAUGAGAUGUUUCAUUACGCCAGGUAAGGAGAAAAUGGUGCUUUGUCCCCCAACCUAUGGUAUGUAUUCUAUCUGUGGUGUUGUUAAUGAUGUGACUAUUGUUAGUGUUCCAUUAGAUUUGGAAACUUUUGAUAUCAUCCCUGAAAACAUUUUAGAUGCAAUCAGAAAAGAUCCAUUGAUAAAACUGGUAUAUAUCACAUCACCUGGUAACCCAACAGCAAAGAAAGUUGAAGAGGCGAAGCUCUUUCAAUUAUUAAAGGGUAUCGAGGAAGAAAAUUUGAACGUUUUAGUUGUGCUUGAUGAAGCAUACAUUGACUUUGCCCCAGUUGGUUCGUCUUUGUGCACAUUGGUAAAUGAGCACCCAAAUCUUGUUGUUUUACAGACACUGUCGAAGGCCUUUGCGUUGGCAGGUAUCAGACUUGGCAUUACAUAUUCGAAUAAGGAGAUAUCUUUGUUACUGAAUUCUAUCAAGUACCCAUAUAAUAUUUCCAACCUGACCAGUGAUGUAGCCACCAGAGCAACAACAACAGGUGCAUUGAAGGAAACGCGGGAGAAGAUCAACAGAAUUAUAGAGCAGAGAUCCAUUGUUCUGGAAAAAUUAUUAGGUUUGAAGUAUGUCGGUAGAAACAGGGGAGGCUUAGAUGCCAAUUUCAUUUUAAUUGAAAUCUUGAACAAGGAUUUGCAGCCAGAUAACGAGGUUGCCAACAGGCUUUACUUGGCUUUAGCUAAGGAUAACAAAGUUGUAGUUAGAUUCAGAGGUAAAGAACUCGGCUGCAAUGGUUGUUUGAGAAUUUCUAUUGGUACGGCUGAAGAAAAUUCCAUCUUGGUAAGCACCUUUGCCAAGGUAUUGGAAGAGAUCAACCAAUAA
Molecule: messenger RNA, 1170 nt
Organism: Pichia kudriavzevii
Lineage: Eukaryota; Fungi; Ascomycota; Pichiomycetes; Pichiales; Pichiaceae
Exons: 1
Coding region: 1-1170 (389 amino acids)
Biological process (GO): L-histidine biosynthetic process
Molecular function (GO): pyridoxal phosphate binding; L-histidinol-phosphate:2-oxoglutarate transaminase activity
Source: RefSeq, a predicted model, not a curated record